AUAAGUGGGUGAUAGUUGAUCAAUUAACAGAGGAAGAAACCAGAAAACCAGGCCAUGAAUAAAGUACAUGGCUUUUCAACUGAUCCAAAAUCCUCGAAGUGCGCAUGCUCGUUAACUUCCAUCGCUGUUAGUCAAUCCUUAUUGCGGACAUUCUUUCGCGUCUCUGUUUUCCAACUAUCUAAGCUUUCCAUCCUUUUCCUAGGAUUCUUCUCUACUGCUUCUCUCUCAUUUUAGGGUUUUGCUUCACUUUCUCACUGUUAUUACAACUAUGGCCGGAAUCCGAUGGCCCCCAGAAGAUGCGGAAAUUUCGCAUACGCGAGUAACGACCACGGCCGACCUCAUCUCUGAUGAUGAUCGAUCUGUUGCCGCCGAUUCGUGGUCCAUAAAGAGCGAUUAUGGAAGCACUUUGGAUGACGAGCAGCGACACGUCGAUGCCUGUGAUGCGCUUUCCACAGGCACCUUCCGUGCAGCAUCAGAUUACAGUUCGGACAAGGAAGCUCCAGAUGCUGAAGUGGAGCCGUCAAUGUUGGGUCUGCAAAGCUAUUGGGAUGCCACAUAUGCAGAUGAAUUGGCAAAUUUUCACGAACAUGGCCAUGCCGGUGAAAUUUGGUUCGGAGUUGAAGUCAUGGAUGUCGUUGCAUCUUGGACAAAAAAUUUGUGCAUAGACAUUGCUCAAGGUCGUGUGAACAAUUUGGUUGAUGAUGUUGGAUCUCAGUCGACCGAACAAGGUGUGAAUGAUUUGUCUGGCUGGAGUGUACUUGAUGUUGGAACUGGCAAUGGCUUGCUUCUUCAAGAACUUGCGAAGCAAGGGUUCUCUGAUCUGACUGGAACUGAUUAUAGCGAGGGUGCAAUUGAUCUUGCUCGAAGCCUUGCUGAUCGGCACGGAUUCACAAAUAUGAACUUUUUGGUUGAUGAUGUUCUUGAGACAAAAUUGGAGAGGCAGUUCCGACUUGUUAUGGAUAAGGGUGCUUUAGAUGCUAUUGGAUUGCAUCCUGAUGGCACUAUCAAAAGGAUGAUGUAUUGGGAUUCAGUCUCAAGGUUGGUCUCACCUGGUGGAAUACUGGUGAUUACAUCAUGUAACAGUACAAAGGAUGAGUUGGUGCAAGAGGUGGAGAAUUUCAACCAGAGAAGGCUAACAGCGUCCCAGGACCCUGAGACUCCCAAGGACCAAGAAGCGUGCAGGGAUCUUAUUUUCCGAUACAUCAGCCAUGUUCAGUCAUACCCAACAUUCAUGUUUGGAGGAUCAGAAGGAUCGCGUGUUGCGACUGUUGCAUUUGUCCGAAGUUGAAAAUAUUUCCAUGGAGGGAUCUGGAUGCUGGCUGCUGCUGAUGGAAUUGUACUGUCCGUUAAAUGGGCUUCUUGUGUUUUCUGUGUGCAAGAGAAGGGCUGAUGAUGGUUGAUGUGAGGGUAACAGUUAUGAUGCUCGGAAUCGCCCCCCAGUUACUAAAAUAUGAAUAUUACUGACCUUUAGAAUAGUUGAAAGUCGUUCUUUGGGCUUCUAAUUUCUUAGGAAAUACCAUAGCACCGUGGGGAAGAAGACAGAAUAGUUCUCUAUAUGUUCAUGUUCAUGUACUUGUUUUGGUAAAUUCAUGAUUCCUGAGUUUCGUAUAACGUUUAUCCCUUGUAUGUUAAGUCAGUGGUUGGUAGUGGUGAAGAGCUAACAGUUGAACGUCACAUUCAGCUCCAUUUGGUUGCUAGUAAACGGGAAUUAAAAUUGAUUUUUUUAAAAA
Messenger RNA from Macadamia integrifolia, 1730 nucleotides. RefSeq names its product EEF1A lysine methyltransferase 2-like. The record is from RefSeq and is a predicted model, not a curated record. The coding region runs from base 269 to 1288 and encodes 339 amino acids. Gene Ontology annotation, molecular function: protein-lysine N-methyltransferase activity. Lineage: Eukaryota; Viridiplantae; Streptophyta; Magnoliopsida; Proteales; Proteaceae. The transcript has 7 exons. Gene Ontology annotation, cellular component: cytoplasm. Gene Ontology annotation, biological process: peptidyl-lysine dimethylation; peptidyl-lysine monomethylation.